UAUAUUAGAUACGGACUCUAGUCUAGACAUAAAUAUAUAUAAUAUUGGCCUCUUGCUCGUACCCUAGCUAUAUAAGUAUCUACCGAGGAUCAAUAUAUACAAUCAGCAUCAAAACAUUAGUGUUUCCAACAAUCUCUCGCUGCCAUGGAAGACCCUCAGAAAUCUGAAAACCGCAGGCAAAUCCCCACCGACAUCGUACCGAACAUCUUGCUGAGGCUGCCGACCAAGGACUUUGUCCGGUCAUCCUGCGUUUGCAAGGUGUGGUGCAGCAUCGUCGCAGACCCCUCCUUCCGCAAGCUCCAUGUGGCCCAUCAUGCCGCCGCCACCGCAUCGUCGUCGGAGCCGGCGGAGGUCCUUCUUGUCACAGAAACCCGCGAGCCCGGAAGGAGCGACGAGGCCAGCGUCUUCAACCUUUCGAGUUCAAAGCCUUUGUCCCAGGUCGCCAUCCCAAGCAGAUACCGUCUCGCCGGCGUCUGCAACGACCUCCUGUGCUUCGCGCUCAACCACGAUCAAGCGCCACCGAUCGUGUGCAACCCCGCCACCGGCGAGACGCUGCAGCUUCCAAAGGCGCCACCGCUCCCUACAGGGGAAGAGCUGUCGCAUCUCUUCGUCCUAGGGUUCAACCCACCGACCAAGGAAUACAAGAUGUUCCGGCUCUCCUUCCCACAAUGGCACGGAUCCAGACAUGAGACAAAUAGCUACAUCGCCGUGUACACCCUGGGCGGCGGCGGCGGCUGGCGCCAAUGCUCCUACCGCUCCCGGUUUCACCCAAUCAAAUCGCCGGCGCCGGUACACAUCGACGGCAAUAUAUUCGUGCCGGCGGCUAAUCUACGCGCUCGUGCUGCGCGAAUGUUUGUGCUCGAUGUGGCCACGGAGACGCCCCGAUUGUACCGUAUUCCGUACAACUACAGUGAUUAUCACGAGAGUUGGGAGAUGGUGGCCGACGGCUUUGAUCUGAACGGGCAGAUGUGCCUCGUCGUGAACGUCGGCUUCCAUCCCCAGCCUCGCCUUAAGGCCCAGUUCUGGGUCAUGCAGCCGCCUGGUGAGAUUGAGGGCAAGGACGACGACGACAAGCUGUAUUGGGAUCUCCGGUAUAGCUUCUUCCUCGAUGGCCCCUUCGUCUUCAACAGGCCGAGGGGUGUCUGGAUUGACCAUACCCAGACCUUGUGCUACAGGGUUGGAAACUCUGUGUACAGUUAUAACACGAGAGGAGGACACUCACCGUCCUCCAACGACGUCGUUGAUUCUCUGUUGUUUGACCAACGACUCGAGCUCCCAGAUUCUCCAUGUCCAUCGGUGUCUUCUUGUUGGUUGAAGUUUAGCCGGUGGAGCAUCUGCGGAGGUUAUCGCCCCAGCCUGCUCUCUCCUCUCGUCUUCGCGUUGCCACCAUCCCAAGACGAGAAGGCGAAUAAACGGCCACAGUUCGAGCACACUUUGCUACGUGCUCUCAGGGCGUCCGCAACAAGUAAGCCAAAUCGCCAGCCUACGCGGAGCUCAGACAAAAGAAAAAAAGAAAAAAUAGUUAACAUACUCUAAUCUGCAGAGCAUGGGAGCAACAGUCAGAGAGAGUAAAAUCAUCGGAUGGUGUGCGAGCUUUAGUGCUUCCAAUCUCGCUAGUACUGUUCAUUUCUCUGAUUCUCUCUCUGUAUGAUUGGCUCACUGGCCCUCCUAGCUAGCACUGUGUCAGUCAUUGCGGACGCCCUGAAGGUGGAGCUUGAUGAUGAGCAUAUCGAUGAAAUAUGAGAAUAAAGCCUUUGUGAAAUAUGUAACAUGCAGAUGAGG
Messenger RNA from Sorghum bicolor (sorghum), 1782 nucleotides. RefSeq names its product F-box protein At5g65850-like. The record is from RefSeq and is a predicted model, not a curated record. The coding region runs from base 145 to 1536 and encodes 463 amino acids. Gene Ontology annotation, molecular function: protein binding. The transcript has a single exon. Lineage: Eukaryota; Viridiplantae; Streptophyta; Magnoliopsida; Poales; Poaceae.